Orbicella faveolata is the source of this 1968-nucleotide messenger RNA. RefSeq names its product vitamin K-dependent gamma-carboxylase-like. The record is from RefSeq and is a predicted model, not a curated record. NCBI's taxonomy places the organism in Eukaryota, Metazoa, Cnidaria, Anthozoa, Scleractinia, Merulinidae. Gene Ontology annotation, biological process: peptidyl-glutamic acid carboxylation. Gene Ontology annotation, molecular function: vitamin binding; gamma-glutamyl carboxylase activity.
GGCUAGAGUGAUUACUUUGGUUUUGGUUUUAUGACACUCAAUUGAAAACUGCUCUAGUGCAACCUGAUCUUGAAUCAUAACUCCUGAUCCGGAUCUUCCCAAAGCAAUGCACUAACAAUGCUCUUAGUGAGGAUGGAAACUUUAUAGAUACAUUGCUAAGUGAACAUAUACGACGUUUUGUUAGGCAUUUUUAAGGGAGGGCCGUCAGUCGCGUUGGAAUUCACACCCGGACAUGACCAAACAAUACAUGAGUUGCAUGGCUGAGAAACUCAAAGCUCACCCGGACCUCAACAUCACUGAUCCUGCCAUUUACCUGGAUGUGUGGCGCUCCAUGAACAGGCGUUUCCAACAGCGAAUGGUAGAUCCUAACGUGGACAUGGUCACGGCUCCCUGGUCGCCAUUUAAACAGACACCUUGGAUUCAACCUUUGCUGACAGAGCUGUCCCCGUGGCGCGAGAAAAUGGUCCAAAUCAGGAAGGACCUGAAAGAGAAGUCCAACUUUAGUUCCAUCACAUUUGUGGCUGAUUUUCCGGGGCUUUUCUUGGAAAACUUUGUGGCUGAAGAACUUAACGCAUCUUUGACCUUGUUACACGGUCAAGUGAAGGUGGAGUUUAACAACGCGAACCACACUGUAGAGGUAGGUCAAGAGAUUUCCAUUCCAUCUAAUGACACGCACCUGGUGUACACAGUGUCUGACACGCCUUCAUGUUGGAUGUACGUGUUCUUUAACGUCACCCAAUGGAACAACGAGACCAUCAGAAACUGGAUUCUGCAUCCGGAAACGUACCCUUUGAGUCAGGAAAAAAUGUCUCGCCAAAACCGAACCGCUUUAGAAAAUGUUCAGUUAUUCGCUUUGGAGAAGUACUUCAUAUUUCGUCAGACUUUUGUCAACACAUAUUACGCGCUGACCCAUUUGAUUCUUGGGAUUGAACAACCAUACGAAGACGAGGAGGAUGAUGGGAAUUCCGCAGAGCAGGAGACUGGUGACGAAGCAAAUCAGAGAGCGGAUGAUGUAGACACCUCACCGAGUGACGACCCAGGUCACGUGCAAGGAAGUGGGGAAACACGUGAUCAAGAAACUGACCAAGAGGCUAAUGCACAAGUAAAAGAGCGCGAAAAACAAGAACUGUGAAACGUUCGUGCUCGUUGCCUGUCGCGAAAUCUAACCGAGGGACCGACCGAUUAACUGAACUUAGCAAACGCUGAAAUUAAAAUGUUCGUUGCUUUCUCGUUGAACUUAAAAUCAUUAAAGCGCUUAAUAGCUAUACGGUAAAAUUUAAAACAAAAAAUAACAAAAAACAGAAAAUGGAGCGGUUUUCACUUGAGUGUCGAAAAGUAAUUGGUUUUACAUCGCUACCUUAAACGAUUGAUUAAAAAAAAUUCACGCUCCUCUUUCAUCUAAUCAGAAGUAAAACAAAAAACAAUUGUGACUCCUCGCAUACGUUUUCCCGCGCUUCGCACUCAACAUUCGAUUGGUUCACUUGAUAGUAAGUCCAUUGUGAUUGGCCGGAGUGAUUUCUUUGGUUUUCGUUUUAAGCACUCGAUUGAAACUGCUCUAAAGAAACAGGUUAAUAGAGAGGGAAAGAAUGAAGUUUACGGCGACUGUCACAAAUAACUUUUCGUCGUCUUUCUGGAGCGGUUUGAAAACUAAAGUGAGGCUAUCUGCAUUUACAGUGAAGAAGAGAUUUUUCCUAUUUUAUGUUAGAAUGUCAGAAUCAUUCAAGGGUUAGGGGAGAAUAGGACAAAACCCGAGGCAAUUUUUACUCUUUGCCGUAAAAGUAACUCUGAAAUGUCUGAAUCACCCAAGAUCUUGUGAUAGUUAUUUAAAACAAUAUUUAUUUGGUGAAGGUUUGCUUUUAACUUGAAGUUUGAGGGGAAAAAAGUCAAGAGUCGUGUUGAUUUCGCUUUACUUGAGUGAACACGAACAGAAAUUCGCUUGUGAUAAAAUAAAUUGUUUUUCACUCUGCA